This is a messenger RNA of Scatophagus argus, 2323 nucleotides long. RefSeq names its product immunoresponsive gene 1, like (gene irg1l). The transcript is spliced from 6 exons. Bases 291 to 1778 code for a protein of 495 amino acids. Gene Ontology annotation, molecular function: lyase activity. The record is from RefSeq and is a predicted model, not a curated record. Lineage: Eukaryota; Metazoa; Chordata; Actinopteri; Scatophagidae.
AGAGGUUGCAGCAACCACUCCUUCCUCCUCUGCUCCUGAGGAAAGUGAUGCUGGUUAUGACAAUAAUGAUGAUGAUGGCCACUGUGGAAACUCCUCCACCUAACCUGAUACCAUUUAGUCACAUGUAUGGCUGUGCUUCCCUGUUCCUCCCAGGUCAGUAUCAGCAGCCAUUGUGAGUCCUGGACUAUAUAAGGCAGAUACUCCUGCAAUCCAAAAAGCAUCAGCAUCUCUUGCAACCUGUUGACUGCGAGCCUACUGCUUCAAAGAGAAAAACAAGACAAACUACAGCUAUGAUCUCCACAUUACAGAAAACCAUUAGACCAGUAUGGACUGCCAGAGGACUGCACAAGUCUGCAGUGGAAGUCUCAAAGCGCCUAGCCCCCGAGGACACAGUUACAGCCAGUUAUGGGAGGUUCAUCAGUGAAGUAAAGCCUCAGCAUUUGUCCUCCUUGGUGCUCCACCGCAGCAAAAGAAUGAUGCUGGACAGCAUUGGAGUCGGUCUGAUUGGCAGCACAACAGACGUGUUUGAAUUGGCCCUGCAGCACUGCCAGAACAUGUAUGCUCCUGAUGACAUCAGCUCUGUGUAUGGACGCAAGAGCACAAGGCUCUCCCCGACACUGGCUGCCUUUGUCAACGGAGUGGCGACUCACUCUAUGGACUUUGAUGAUACAUGGCACCCUGCCACUCAUCCCUCAGGAGCAGUGCUUCCAGCUGUGUUAGCACUCAGUGACAUGAUGCCUGCUAGCAGCAAACCUAGUGGCCUGGACCUCCUGCUGGCAUUCAACGUGGGCAUUGAAAUCCAGGGCCGAUUGAUGAGGUUCUCUAAUGAGGCAUGCAACAUCCCAAAGAGGUUUCACCCUCCCAGUGUGGUGGGCACCAUGGGAAGUGCAGCUGCCUGUGCUCGUCUCUUGUCUUUGGAUCACUCUCAGUGUGGUCAUGCUUUGGCUAUAGCUGCUUCUCUAUCUGGUGCCCCAAUGGCUAAUGCUGCCACUCAGUCUAAACCCCUCCACAUUGGCAAUGCCUCACGUUUGGGGCUGGAGGCUGCUCUGCUGGCUUCCAGAGGCCUAGAAGCCAGUCCUCUGGUCCUAGAUGCUGUCGAUGGGGUGGCUGGCUUCAGCGCUUUUUAUGAAGACUAUGUGCCGCAGCCUUUAGAGUCACCCAGUGAUGGUGGACAUAUGUUCUUGCUAGAGGAGCAGGACAUAGGCUUCAAGCGAUUCCCAGCCCAUCUGGGGAUGCACUGGGUGGCAGAUGCCGCAGCUUCGGUCCAUAAGCUUCUGGUAGGGCUUGGCCCUGGCUCUGUCUCCCCAGCUCAAGUCCAAGGCAUCCUGCUCAGAGUCCCCAAAUCAAAGUACAUCAACAGGCCUUUCCCUGACUCUGAGCAUGAGGCACGCCACUCCUUCCAGUUCAAUGCUUGCACCGCUCUCCUGGAUGGCGAGGUGACUGUGCAGUCCUUCACACCCUCUGCCAUGAUGCGGCCCGAAUUGCUUGCUCUCUUAAGCCGUGUUCAUGUCGAGCAUCCCCAGGACAACCUGGCUAAUUUCAACUGCAUGUAUGGCGAAGUCCAGGUAACACUGGUUAGUGGCGACAUUCUGAAAGGACGCUGUGACACUUUCUACGGUCACUGGCGCAACCCGCUGACCAACGAGAGCCUGAGAAAGAAAUUCAGGACCAACGCAGGGACGGUGCUUCCUUCAGAGAAGGUUGAGAGGCUGAUUGAUGUGGUGGAGGACCUGGAUAGGCUCGUGGACUGUAGGACCCUUCUCUCACAGCUGCAGUGAACACUCACUGAAACACACCAUAACAGCAAAUGAGAGAAAGAGAAAAAGCAAAACAAAAUUACACAUUUGUCCAAACAAUUUGCACUCAGUACAGUUAUUAUAUGAAAAACAGCUGUAGGCCACUCCACUGUUAACGACAGUUAUGUUUCUGUAUGCCUCCCCCUUUCACCAGUACUGACAGAGUCGUGCUAAAACAUACUGAUCUGAUGCACAUUGUGCUAAAUUAUUUCCUUGUAUCUAUGUAUUUUUUUUUAGUUUACUAAGAAAUCAAUAUGAGUUAUAAAAUGCUAUUGUUAUAUUGUAAAGGGAAGAUGAAGGAAAAUUUAUGUAUUAAAUACAUAAUAUAAAUAUUAAUAUUAUACAUUUGCAUGUAUGUAGUGCAAAGUACUGUACUGUGGGGUUUUUUUUGUGCCAAAUAAUAUAUUUUAAAAUGUAAACUCAAACAAUGUCAAUGCUUGAUUCUUAAAAACAUGUAAUGCAAUAUUACAACAUUGCUGCAAUGGAACAAUGUUUCCUCUUUGACACUAAUAAUUUCAUUACACAAA